Macroventuria anomochaeta is the source of this 3149-nucleotide messenger RNA. RefSeq lists its product as uncharacterized. The record is from RefSeq and is a predicted model, not a curated record. Bases 319 to 2856 code for a protein of 845 amino acids. Lineage: Eukaryota; Fungi; Ascomycota; Dothideomycetes; Pleosporales; Didymellaceae. The transcript has 2 exons.
GUCACUUAUUCACCUCUUCGGCGGCCGCUCAACGCCUGCCAUUUUGCUAGCUCACGGCUAGAGUUGUGUUCUUUUGUGCACCAGGUGGUCUGGCCGUGCCUCUAACGAAGGAUUCGGCCCUCCUUGACGAACGGUCCACUUGCCAGUGUCGCAAAGUCGCGAAGCAGGAAACACCAUUUCGCUCACUGUAGAACUUCCAGAAAGAUACCAUUUCGGUCGCGAGCAUGUCACAAGCAUGACGCGCGCUGUAUCGGUUUUGUAAUUGUACAGCGCUGAACCCUGCAGCUGCCAGCGAAUUCACCGGCGCACCUUGCAGCUAUGCCGGCCGUCUCUCAACCGCACCCGUCGAAUGCGCGACAACCUGACAUGCAAACACAAACACCGCCCGCCAAACACAAACGCUUCGCGUCGCUGUUGCGCCUGCCCUCGUCGUCAUCUAAAAAGGAGAAAGACAAAGAAACUCCCCCAGCUUCCUCUCCACGCUCGCGACGCGCAACAACAAACCCCACCACACCCACAGCACCCGUUCAGAAAGCGCCCUCGGCUUCACCUUCUUACUUUUCCCCACAGCCCGGGUCAUCCGGCUCAGGUACCGAUUUGCGCUCACCAGGAAGCAAGAGACCGCCUGCCUCGUACAGUGGUCAUGGCAUAGACAAUUCGCGUGGACCGCCAGUCACAUUGAUCACACGUGGGAACUCCGACUACGCACGCAAGAAGGUCCCUGCCACGACCCCUACUCAGCCUCAGCGACAGCACUCAGGAUUACCGACGCCAAUUGCUGGGCUGCAACGGAUGGGCCAGCCAGCAGACGACGACGACUCAGACAGCUCGAGUGCAAGCGAAGCCACCGCGUCAAUACCACCCACGAGCAAGCCAGUGCUCUCGCGACAGAGCACAGUGACGAGCAUACGAUCCUCGCGACACAUGGCGAGCUCGAGGGACGAGUCCUCUGACUUCGACGACACCCGCAGUGGACACACUGGGCGCGCAAAGAGGAACAUUUCAGGCGCUGAGAGCGAGGACCUCUUCAUGAACAUCGCCGAAGACAAUGCGCCCAGGCAGCGCGCAAUUGAUGCUGCAGUACGGCAGGACCGGCUGCGCUCGCGCAUUGCCAGAGUGAACAAUCGACAUUCAACACCUUCCGGUCUGCAACCGUCCUCACCCGUACACGCCAUAUCCACUUAUACCACGCCGACUACAAGCCGUAUACCCUUCUCCUCCUCUACAGACCCAAAGGCGAGCGUAUUGCCCCGCCGAGCAACAGCGCUUCCCACACCAUCUAGAACGACGUAUCAGUCACCACUAUCACCGAACAACCCAAACGAGACCCACCGCACACGCUUGCCUGAGCUCAACGCCAAAGCUUCUUUUUCUUCCAGGAGAGAUGCAGAACUCUCACCAAGCGAGUUUCUUGCCUCGAUGCGACGGCCAUCUGUUCCAGAUGCGCUACAAACCCCUCCAAAGCGCACGCCCACACACGCCUACCGUUCUUCGAACUUGAACUACACGUCCACGCGCAACGAGCCGAAAACGCCGCAAACUGAUCCGAGACAUGAGGGAUCUUCGCAUCAUGAUGGUACUGAAUCACAUGGCUCAACAGGCCCUGCAGCUUCAGUAUGGGACGAACUAGAUGAGUUAAAGACAAGGAUCAAAAAGAUAGAACAGGGUGGCGGCAAGACUCCUGCAACUUCAAACGCUGCCGUUGCUCAAGCUUCCGCCGAACGUCCACGAACCGCCAAUACAUCAGCCACCACAGUCUCCUCCUCCCCACAUCAGCAGCGCAAGCCGAAUGCGUCUCCAUCUGAAUCCACAGUCGAUGCGCCAUCCACAAAAGUUCACCCUCUGCUAAGAGACGCCUUGGCAAAGGCUAAGCAACACACUACGCAUUCGGUAUACCGUGUACUCGAGUCUACAGCAACAGAAGCAAUUGCGCUGGCAGAGAUGGCAGGAAGCACGGGAAUGCUGGGCUCAGCAGCCUCGGUCUACAGUGGUGCUGCGACAGCUGACCGACAAGUCCGCCGAAAAGCAGACAAUAUCUGUCGUAGCCUAACAGAGCUUUGUAUAGCAUUGUGCGAUACAAAACCGAGUCUAGCGAGUUCCGCUAUGCGCUCGUCGGCGGCCGCAGUGACACGUAGGCCGAGUGUGCAGGUCAAUGGCGAAUCACCGAAACCAUUAAGAGACAGCGAGGAGACUGGAAGUGUCGUUUCAUUCUCGGGUGUUAGUCCCAGCCGAGCUCUUGAGCGCAUUGAAGCCCGCAGGACCAGCAUGCUUGCGGCCUCUACCAGUAAACGCGACUCCAGUCAAGAGACUAAUAGUACUUCUGAUGCUCUCGCUGCAUCUCGCAUACAACGAGCAGGCACUAGUCUCAAUCGUACUCGACGCCAAUCAGACGCGGAAGAAGACGAGGACGAUACGCUGCGUGCACCAUCUCGCGCAAUGACAGAUUUCAGGCAAUUACGGAGUAUCAAUGCCAAUACCACCACCCACACCAACACCAACAGUAGCAACUUCGAGAAGAACCGGCACAGCAGCAGAACGUAUACGUCACAAGAACCAAUGCCGGAGUUGCAACCAUCACCUAAGUUUCGACCUGCCCCUAGCCUACGGCGACCGACCGUAACAGGUGUACCGAACGAGAACAGCCUUCUCUUCAGAGACAGCCCUCGACGCUACAACUUUGAUCGACAGAGUUCACCGGCGGUCGAGAAGCAAACAGUCAAUGGUCUCCGGGAACGACUACAGCUCAGCACAAACCGCACCAACCUGAAUCGCAACUCGAUUGGUACCACAGCCGACUUGACCCGUAGCAUGAGCCUAGGUAGAACGAGGAUGAGAGGUGCAAGUACUGGAGAGUGAGCAGAUGAAGAACUGCAUGCAUUUUGAUUGAGCGUUUCUGACGAUCGUAACGAUAUAUACCCAGUUUGCUGUCCGGACGAUGCGUUACAAUGCGGCAUUCUAAAUGCACUUCACCGGCGCCGGAACGAUGCGUCACGGCAUUGCGAAUCCAGCGGCGUCGACUGUAGCCACGACAAGGACAACGAUAUAAGAUCUAGCAUCUAUUGAGGUUUUGGGGAAAUGAGAUUUCUUCGAAGCGGUGGGAGCACGCGUUGUUUCUCGAACUUAUCUUCACGACGCGACAUGCAACAUUC